AUGGCCAAAAGAAGUCGAAUCAAAAACCUGCUCAUCGCCACAUCCGCCGAGGUGCCGAGCGUAGUAACUCGGUCGCCAGCCGCCGGUCAAUCCAGUGGCGCCGUGGUCGCCCUUGCCACUCAAUCCACCGGGCAAUCCAACCGAGAAGCCUCUGCACGUCGGGCCGGAAAAAGAGCUCGGGUAGACCCGUCCACCGACCUAGUCACCGAGCUUACCACCGAGCACCCAACAGACGCCCCCGCCCCAGUGCCGGCCUGGCGCCCACAUUUGAAGCACCGGGGUCAAGACAUCCCGGCGACGGCUUCAAUCAAGGCUGACAAAGAGCAUCUGCUCGCCUUUGAUCUGUCAAAAGCUCUGCUACUACUGAGCGACGUGGUCGGCAGCGACCACGUCCCUGACACUCGGUUGGUCAAGUCGUCAGUGAAGUCUAUGGCCAGGGCCAUUCAGAAACAACACUUGGUUUUGGAGCGCAUCCACCGGCUUAGGCAGAAAGCCAACGACACAGCCAGCCAGGUUGAAAGCCUUCAAGCCGAGCUCGGCCGGGCUAAGUCUUCGCUUGAAAUGGCCAACUCCGACAAUAACAGACUGCUCGGCCAGCUAGAUGCGGCCGAGAAAAAACAAAAUGAGCUCGAGACCGAGGUGGCUACCCUGAAGAAAUCGAAGAAGAAAGCUUGUCGGGCUGCAAACACCGCCGGCUUUAACGAGGCCGAGGAGAGCUACAAGAAGCAAGUCUUUGCAACGCAAGACAUCUACUUCAAAGCAGGCUGGAAGUCUGCCUGCGAACACCUCGGCCAAGGCUCCGACACCGACGUAUUUGCCAACCCUCCUCCAGCUUCGCUACCGGUCUACCUUGUGCCUUACGCGAACGACGUAUUCAGCGCUCUGCAAGCGGAGGCCGAGGAAGGACUUGAAGAUGGAGAGGAUGACACAGAUUCAGAGGCAGAGGCCGAGGUGCCAGAGCAGCCCGGCAGUGCUGAGCCCGGUGCCUAA
Camellia sinensis is the source of this 990-nucleotide messenger RNA. The record is from RefSeq and is a predicted model, not a curated record. NCBI's taxonomy places the organism in Eukaryota, Viridiplantae, Streptophyta, Magnoliopsida, Ericales, Theaceae.